AUGUAGUCCAAUCUAAUGUACCCACUAUAACUUAUCUAAUCUCAUCAAGACAUUUUUUUAUUAACGAUUACGCUAAGAACACCAAAAUAAAAGGUAAGUGCGAUUGGGGGCGAUAAUACGAACGUGAUUUGCUUUAAAAACCUCUGUGAACCAUCACUGAGCCUCUCAGUAGGCACACGACCAUCCAAUAGACACUUUCAGCUACUUUUUUUUUUUACAAAAAAAAAAUAAAAAAUGGUAUACGAUCCAAACUCGACACAUAAAUUGAGUAUAUUCAAUAGACGAUACCGAUGGCAGUUUAUAGCCACUAUGACAGUUCACAUUAUGACUUUGACUCAUGGCAUAGCCGUUGGAUGGCUAUCGCCCUCACUGAGAUUACUGGGAUCCGAAAAUAGUCCAAUUGGUGAUCCCCUAACCAUACAGCAGGCCUCUUGGGUUGGAUCUUUGAUUGGCCUAGGCUCACUGACAGGAAAUUUAGUUUUUGGCUUACUACUUGAUCGUCUGGGUCGCAAAUUUUGUAUGUACUUCUUGGCCAUACCCAAUAUGAUUUAUUGGAUUCUUAUCUAUACGGCCCAAGAUGUGACAUAUCUGUACGCCGGGCGUUUCUUAGCCGGCAUGUCUGGUGGAGGGUGUUACGUUGUUUUACCCAUAUUUAUUGCGGAAAUUGCCGAUAAUAGCGUCCGUGGAGCUCUCUCCUCAAUGGCCAUGAUGUAUGUUAGCAUGGGCAUGAUGGUUGGCUUUGCCUGUGCCUCGUAUCUCUCCUACUAUCUGAUGCCAUGCAUUAUCAUUUGUCUUCCCGUAAUAUAUGCGUUGGCCAUCAUCGGACUAGCUGAGACCCCACAAUACUUGCUGAGACAUGGGCGGGAUGAGCAAGCCAAAAAGUCAUAUUACUUUUACAAGAAUCUAUCAUCAUCAUCGUCCGACACUUCUGAUAAGGAAUCCAACGAGAAUGAUGCAGCUAAAAUUGAAUUUGAGACAUUUCGUCUUCAGGUGCUUGGUGGAGGUAUAACCCAGAAGAUAACGUUAAGAGAUUUCUUUAACCUGCCAACGAUGAAAGUUUUUGGACUGAUAUUUGUGCUAAUCAUUUGCAAUCAGUUAUCGGGCAGUUUUGCAUUAUUCAACUACACGUCGCACAUCUUCAAUGAACUGCAGACAAAAUUGGAUCCGAAUACCUGUACAAUAAUUGUGGGAGCUGCCCAGUUGUUUGGCAUAUCGUGUGCUGUUGGACUCGUGGAUCGCUUGGGUAGACGAGUUCUCCUGCUGACCUCAAUGGGGGGCAUGGGCUUGGGCGAACUAGGAAUUGCUUUCCUUAAAGACUUUGCUUCCCCCGAAUUUCUAUCACAAAAUGAUUGGCUGUCAGUGCUUUUGAUGUGCUUUGUGGCCAUUAUAGCCUCAAUAGGUGUAAUAGCCUUGAUUUUCAUUAUUAUCAUAGAGCUUUUGCCGGCCAAGAUACGCUCUAUUGGUACUUCCCUGAGCAUGGCCACUUUCAGUUCCUUUAUCUUUGUGUCGUUGAAAAUCUACCCCAUCAUGAUCUAUGAUUAUGGCUUAAAUGUUACCAUGUAUAUGUCGGCUGGCUUAUGUUGCUUUGGCUUCAUUGUCUUGGGUCUGUUUCUGCCCGAAACCAAAGGCAAAUUGAUGACGCACUGAGCCAGACAUAUCCGAUAAUUGUUGUUGUCGCUUGGAUGUGUCGUCGUGUGAAACUCAAUGAAGAUGACUUGGCCCUAGGCCAUGCCCAAAAUGCUCAUUGCAUAAGACGCAGUUGCUCACUCACUCACUCACUCACUCACACACUCACUCAUUCGCCUACUUAUUGACUGAAAAUCUCAUCCUGAACUUUUGAACCUAAUUCAAUUUCCAGACGUUUUUGCGGCUUGUAUUGAAUUUAAUGCUUGUCGAUAAAGAGGAAAGGGAAGUAGUAGGGACCUUUUGUUAAAUAGAAAUUUAAUUUUGUUUGGA
Molecule: messenger RNA, 1956 nt
Organism: Drosophila willistoni
Lineage: Eukaryota; Metazoa; Arthropoda; Insecta; Diptera; Drosophilidae
Product: facilitated trehalose transporter Tret1
Exons: 7
Coding region: 235-1647 (470 amino acids)
Biological process (GO): transmembrane transport; carbohydrate transport
Cellular component (GO): membrane
Molecular function (GO): sugar transmembrane transporter activity
Source: RefSeq, a predicted model, not a curated record